AUGUAUGAUAAUGACGGUACUGUGGCAAGCAGCGCCAUCCUUUCCUCCUCCAAGCUUUACUACUACCGCUUCUUUGCCCUCCUGUACGGGUGGGCGGGUGGGCACGCUGACAUCACCAUGGUCAACUCGUCGUGGACCGAGGGCCACAUUCGGCGAAUCUGGACGCGCAACAAGCCGAGCUCCGUGCACCGGGUGUACCCUCCAUGUGACACCACUGCUCUCCAGGCUCUUCCUCUCUCCCGCCCCGCAUCAAAAUACAUAAUCUCCGUUGCCCAGUUCCGACCAGAAAAGAACCACGCAUUGCAGCUUCGAGCCUUUGCACAGGCCAUAAAGCCUGCACCACCAUCCGAUCCAACGGCUGACGCUCAAUCGGAGCCCGAUCCGAUGGCUGGCGUGCGUUUGAAGCUGGUGGGCAGCAGCCGGCACCGGGAGGACGAGAAGCGGAUUGAGCUUCUGGGGUGCCUGGCGGUGUCUCUUGGAGUAGAGAGGCGCGUGGAUUUCAUUGCCAACACUCCCUUCCGGGAGCUGCAACAGCUGUUAGGCGGCGCCACGUGCGGCAUACACACCAUGUGGGACGAGCACUUUGGCAUCAGCGUGGUCGAAUACAUGGCAGCAGGGGCUGUUCCCAUAGCCCACAACUCUGCCGGCCCCAAAAUGGACAUUGUCGUGCCGGCCUGCCAUGCUGGUUGCAAAGAAGAAGAUCGGCAGGAGAAGAGGGGAGCCCACAACUCUGCCGGCCCGAAAAUGGACAUUGUCGUGCCGGCCUUUCAUGCUGGUCUGGGGAGAAAAGAAGACGGGCAGGAGAAGGGGGGAGAGGUGGGAGAUGGGGAGGGAGACAAGGAGGGAGGCGAAGGGGAGCAAUCAGAGCCGUUGAUUUGGAAGGGCCAGCUAGAAGCGGACUCAUCAGGCUGUCCUGUAGGGUAUUUGGCGACGACCGAGGACGAAUACGCUGCUGCCAUGCGGGCGGUUUUCGCCAUGUCAGCGGAGGAGAGGGAGCGGAUAGCGACAGCUGGCAGGGAGCGGGCCAAGCGAUUCUCCGAGGAGAAUUUCGAUAAGAGCUUCAAGGAUGUGUUGCGCCCAGUGCUUGACUACUCUUGA
Messenger RNA from Closterium sp. Naga37s-1, 1098 nucleotides. The record is from the annotation of a GenBank genome assembly. NCBI's taxonomy places the organism in Eukaryota, Viridiplantae, Streptophyta, Zygnematophyceae, Desmidiales, Closteriaceae.